AUGACCUGUCAAGGAAUGAGACAAAGUAAUUCAAAGAAAGAUUGGCUUUUAUCAGAAGAAGAAUUUAAAUUAUGGAACAGAUUUUAUAGAUUAAGAGACAGUGAUGAAAUUAAAGAAAUAACAUUGCCUCAAGUUCAGUUUCUGUCUUUACCAAAUGAAGAAAUUGAAAUAGGAGAAUGCAGCUAUGAAUUGAAAAUUAAAUCGUAUUUACAAAUGGAAGAUGUAAGCUCAACAUUUAGUGCUCACAGGAACAAAUAUAAUCUUCUUGCCAAUAGCACCUUUACUCAUAACAAGAAAUCUUCAUUUACAAAGAAUAUAAAUGAAGGCAAUUCAUUCUCAAUGACAGAAUCUGGUGAAGAAUGUGCUGAAAUUCUUAAACAAACUCAUAUCAAACCUACUAAAGUUGUUCCUCUAAAGACAAAAGCUUCUAAAAAACUGAAAAAAGAUCAGCCUAAAAAAGAAAAUAAUGAUAUUGUUAUGGAUUCUUUACAUCCUGAUGGCAAUUCUACUGGUGAAAACAUUUUUCAGGUAGACCUAAAUGAUAAAAGAGCAUCAGAUACAGAUGAAGUUGCUGCCCUAUGUGCUGUCAAUGAAAAUGUUGUCAAUCAGCCAUGUGGAUCAUUAACAGAAUGUCAGAUUACAAAUAAAUUUAUUAGUUCAUUUGCUGGACAUUUUUUAGAUUCUGGUUAUAACAGUUUCAGUGAUGAGAAAUCUGUUUUACCUAGUUUCUUUCUUUCAUUUGAAGAAGAGCUUGCUAUACCUAGAGCAGAUGACCAAUUUUAUAAUUGUUAUUCACCAACAAAAGAGGUGCUAGUUAAGGUAGAGAAAUUUUUAUCUCAUUCUCCUCCUUCUCUCAGUAGCCUCUCAAAUUUGGAACAUGAAAUUACUAAGGGUUCUGCAUCCGAAACUUUGUUUUACCUACCUUACACAGAGUAUUUACAAAAGAAUAAAUCUACCUGCUUGAUGUCACAUUCAGCUAUAAGCUCUGGACAUAAUUCAGAAUUGAAUUCAUUUAAAGUUAUUAAUCAUCCUUCUGAAAAAAGUUGCAUUUAUAGUACAACUAAUGGUAAGAUUUUUGAUGACCCGCGCUUCUGUGGCUAUGAUGAUAAAGAGCAUAAAGAUGUUAAAAAUGAAAAUUUAUUAUCCAGCACUCAUACUCCAAUAAAUAUAAGCCCUCCAGAGUAUUUUGUUGAAGAAAACAAUCAUGGUGUUGACAGCAAUGGGAUCCCCAUAUUGCUCACUGAUCAGAACGAGAGUUUACAACUGUUUGAAGAUACGGAGUUUAAUGAUGUGAGCCUUUCUCCCUCGAAUAAGGAAUGUAAAUCUUUAUGUGUGUCAGACAAAACUUUUAUAAGCAAAAUGACACCAGUGUCUCAGUUCUUAAUUUCUGAUGAACUAUUGUUAGACAGUAAUUCUGAACUGCAAGAUCAAAAUAUCUAUGACCCUAAUAGCUGGAAAUCUCAUGAAGAUUUGACAGGUGUACAUGAGGAAAAACUAAAGAGCAAUGAAUAUGUUCAUGACUGCUCUAAGGAUUUAUUUUCUGUGACCUUUGAUUUAGGAUUUUGUAUUCCAGAUUCUGAUGAUGAAAUAUUAGAACAUGUAUCACAUACAAAUAAGAAUAACAUUUUAGAUGACCGAUCUGGAAGGUGUUUAGAUAUCAAGGAGAUAAAUGAUACAAGUUAUGUUUCAAACCAAACCAUAAGACCAAGAGAUCAUGUUGAUAGUUCUACGAGUAGAACCAUUACUGUCUCAUCAAGUGGAGAUAAGCAGAGUCCAACUUCUGCAUAUUUUCCAUUGAGUACAGCAAAAAACAAACAAUUUAUGUCUCCUGGUUAUUCUCAGUUUUCUUUGCCAGUAGGGGAAAAAGUUAUGAGUACACCACUUUCUGAAUCAAACACAUUGAACUCUAAAAAGAGAAAGGAAAUGCCUAGGAUGUUAGAUUCUAAUAAGGGAAAGGUAAAAAUACAAAGUUUCAAAGAAACAUUGAAUUCAACUUUUGAUGAUUCAGGACAUUCUAUAGAAAAGGCUAAAGACACAGAACAAAUCAAUCCACGUCAAUCCUGUAAUUCUGUUGGAGAUGAACAAUUAACAAGCAAUGAAAGUGAAGGUGAUGAGAUUUUCCAAAGAAAGAGUAAGAAAACAAAAGGAAAUAUUUUAGAAUCUCCUGAGGAUCAGAAGCAUAGUGAAAUUGAUUCUCCACUUCAUGCUGUAAAAAAGCACAGGGUUCCUUCAAAGAAAUUAGAAUUAUCAUCUAGUGACGAGAGUGAGGAUUUUCCUGAACAACAUCCACAACUAGACAACUUCAAGGGUCGUAAUAGGAAUACCAAAAGAAGCACCAAAGUCCAAAAGAGACGGAGUCACCUGAAGUUUGUAGCUAGGAAGUUUUUGGAUGAUCAAGCAGAACUUUCCCAAGAAGAUGCAGAAUGUGUUUCAUCAGAUGAAAAUGAUGAGUCAGAAAAUGAAAAAGAUUCCUCGUUACUUGACUUCUUAAAUGAUGAGACUCAACUUUCACAGGCCAUAAAUGAAUCUGAAAUGAGAGCUAUUUACGUGAAAUCUUUGCGUAGCCCAUUGAUGAGCAGUCGAUACAAAAUGGUGCAUAAGGAACACAACAUAAACAUUUUCUCACAGAUUCCUGAGCAAGAUGAAACCUAUUUAGAAGACAGUUUUUGUGUUCAUGAAGAGGAGUCUUGCAAAAGCCAAUCAAGUGAAGAAGAAGUGUGUGUUGAUUUUAAUUUAAUAACUGAGGAUUGCUUUGCAAAUGGGAGUAAAAAAUAUAAAACCCGACGUGCAGUAAAGCUAAAACAAAUGAAGAUGAGACAGAGUGCACGUUCAAAAAAGAAAUUAUCCAGAAUUAUUUUACUGGAUGAUUCAAGUGAAGAGGAAAACAACAUAAAUGAUAAAAGAGAAUCCAUUCUUGUGGUUAACCCAGGCACUAUUAAAAAGAGCAAACAAAGGGACCGUCCUUUGAAUUCGGUGCAUUCUGGGUCAUCCUUACUGCCCAAGGAUCAUUCUAAUCCCAUCAUUACUCAAGUGCUGAAGCAGAAACAACAGACAAUACUUAAUUCAAAGGAUACGGUUUCUGGUAUCUCGGACUCCAAACCUCAGACCCAUAAUAAAAUCGAAUCUGUCUCACCAUCAUUCACUGCUGUUGAUUCACGGAAAGACUGUAGCAAAUCUCCAAUUCAGUUGAAGGCUGGUUGUGCUCUGGAAGAUUCUAGCACUUCAAUAGCUUCCAUUUCUGAUUCAAGACCAUGUUUGGCUGGCACACAUGCUUCUCUUAGACUCCCACAGGAAGGCCAGAGAACGUGUAUUCUUGUAGACAGUCGUGAAAUCACUUCUGGUUCAGAAAUAGUUUCUUCCCUCAGAGCUAUUCAUGGCUUUCAAGUAGAGGUUUGUCCUCUUAAUGGUUGUGAUUACAUUGUGAGUAACCGCAUGGUGGUGGAAAGGAGGUCUCAAUCUGAGAUGUUAAACAGAGACACCACCAGGAUGGUUAAGAGAACAAAGAGCUAUGACAACCUGCUGACUACCUUAAUUGGAGCUGGAAUUCGAAUUCUUUUCAGUUCCUGCCAAGAAGAAACGGCAGAUUUGCUCAAGGAACUGUCUUUAUUGGAACAAAGAAAGAAUGUUGGUAUUCAAGUUCCAGCAGUGAACAGUAAUAAACAUGAAGCUCUUCAAUUUUAUCUAAGCAUUCCCAAUGUAAGUUAUAUAACUGCAUUAAAUCUGUGUCACCAGUUUUCAUCUGUGAAAAAGAUGACUAACAGCUCACCUCAGGAAAUCUCCAUGUAUGCACAAGUAACUCACCAAAAGGCCGAGGAGAUCUAUAGAUAUAUUCACUAUGUAUUUGACAUGCAAAUGUUACCAAAUGGUCUUAACCAAGAUAGACUGAAAUCCGAUGCAUGA
Messenger RNA from Pteronotus mesoamericanus, 3900 nucleotides. Its product is annotated as Fanconi anemia group M protein-like. The coding region runs from base 1 to 3900 and encodes 1299 amino acids. Gene Ontology annotation, molecular function: four-way junction DNA binding; four-way junction helicase activity; 3'-5' DNA helicase activity. The transcript has 12 exons. The record is from RefSeq and is a predicted model, not a curated record. Lineage: Eukaryota; Metazoa; Chordata; Mammalia; Chiroptera; Mormoopidae. Gene Ontology annotation, biological process: interstrand cross-link repair; double-strand break repair via synthesis-dependent strand annealing.